AUGAAGAGAUAUUUUCGACGUGGCAUCCUAUCUUUUAUUUGUCUAUUGUUGAGCAGCUCUUCUGCAUUAUGGGGAGAUGAAGGUAGGAUUAGCGGUUAUUUUUUUGGCGAUUAUUACUACGUGCUGAAGUCUUCCGACGCUGCAUUUGAGGACCGGAACGGAUUCCAGUAUCGGCGCGUCUACUUCAAUUAUGACAAGGAAUUGUCGGAUGCAUUUUCCAUGCGGUUUCGUCUGGAGAUGAAUGGUCAAUCAUUUCCUACAGCCCGUCAGACAUCCUCAAAGAUUGUGCCGUUUCUAAAAAACGGCUAUCUAAGGUGGAAGCAACCCAAGUGGCGGACGAAUAUUUAUUUGGGAAUAUCCAGCAACCCGACUUGGCAGAAUGUUGAAAAGAUAUGGGGCUAUCGCUCUGUUGCAAAAACAGUGCUUGAUCUCCACAAAAUGGGGAACGGCUCCGACUUCGGUAUAGCCUUACAAGGCGAUGUUGACAAGUCAAAGAAAGUCAGUUAUCACCUGAUAUUCGCAAAUGGCAUGAGCACAAACGCAGAAAUUGAUAACAACAAGAAGAUUGCUUUUUCGCUCGCGGCCAAGCCUGCUACAGGCUUUAUCGUCGAGGGAUAUGCCGAUUUGGAAAACGCAGUGGAUCGGGGUAGAUGGUACAUACUACAAGGUUUUCUCGGCUAUCAGCGGGAGCAAUUUCGACUCGGCGUUCAGCUUGCCAAUCAGACGCGGCAGAAGAAUGACCUUAACAUUUUAGUGGGCUCGGCGUUUGGUGCAGCGCAAUUGAUAGAGAAGAAAAUGUGGGCUUUCGCUCGGUUUGAUCGAUUGUUCGAUCCGAACCCCUUUGGAAAGAGAGUUGCUUAUAUCCCUUUUGAUGAUACAGCAGCGCCGAAUAUGAUUCUUGUCGGGUUGGAUUGGGCACCAAUUGAGGCGUUUCAUAUCAUGCCGAAUCUUGUCUUCGUUUUUUACGAUGAACCGGAUAACGGUGCCAAACCUGACGCAACGAUUAUGCCGCGCUUGACGGCAUUCUUUACGUUCUAG
This is a messenger RNA of Geodia barretti, 1038 nucleotides long. The record is from the annotation of a GenBank genome assembly. NCBI's taxonomy places the organism in Eukaryota, Metazoa, Porifera, Demospongiae, Tetractinellida, Geodiidae.